This is a messenger RNA of Sclerotinia trifoliorum, 1728 nucleotides long. The record is from the annotation of a GenBank genome assembly. Lineage: Eukaryota; Fungi; Ascomycota; Leotiomycetes; Helotiales; Sclerotiniaceae.
AAUCGGAACUCGGAAUGAAAGGCCAAACAACAAGCCAAUACAUUUUCAGAUCUUGCUUCUUCCCCACUAAUAAUAGUCAGCUUUAUCGUUUAGCUUUUCGAGGCUGCAGAUGAUUCACUGCCCUAACUGUGCCUCACUAAUAUACUCCAUACAUAAUUCGUGUUAAUAUAAAUACUAAUCCUCUUACCCACCUCAUCCACCUGUCCUCUUCUUCUCACAUUCGAACAGAGAUCACAUCGUUUCUUGUUCUAUCUCUAAAGUUGACACAAACAUCUCAAACUUCACCAACCAAUACAAUACAAUACAACACGAGAACAGGAGAUAAUCUCAGCAAAGUAAAGGCAAAUCAAACAAAAAUGUCCAACCAAGAAUUCUACGGAGGUGGAAACCCCUACCCACCCCAUCAACCAUAUGGUUCUGCACCACCCCCUCAACCAUACCCCCAACAACCUCCCUACACUCAAGACAACACCGCCUACCCCCCAGCACCAAACUACGCACAAAGUUCUUAUCCCCCUCAAAAUCUCCAACCACCCUACGGCGCCCCCGGCCCCUCCCCAGCACACUCCCCUCACCCUACGGCGCCCCACCCCAACAAUCCCCCUACGGACAAAACCCCUACCCACCUCAUGAUCCAUAUUCAAACCAACAAGUAAACACCUACGCCGACAACCGCGGGUACUCACCUGCACCAACCCCAUACGGCGCACCCGCCCCCACCUACAACGAACCAGGCGCCAAUAUCCCUCCCCCACAACUCGACGCCAACGGACAACCCGUCGAAGGAGAUCGCGGACUCGUGUCCAUGGGACUCGGCGCCGCAGGCGGCUGGGGCGUAGGCUCACAAACCGGACGAGGAACAAUGGGCAAAAUCCUCUACGCAGCGGGCGGCAUGAUAGCCGGACAAUUCCUCGGAAACAAAGUCAAGAAAUACCGCAAAGACCACAAUGACCGCGAUGUAGAAUACUUCGAGGACGCCCAAACGGGAAGAGAAUGCUCGCCGCCAAGAGAAGGGGAGGGUUUACACCCACAACAUGCGCAGCAUGGAUAUAAUGGGGGCUAUAGGGAUGAGAAGUAUAGCGGACAUGGAGGAUAUGAGGAGGAGAGACACGGGAGACAUCAUGAGCAUGGUCAUGAGCAUCAUGGUCAUCAUGGUCAUGGCCAUGAACAUAGAAGCCAUUCGAGACAUUCUAGUCACUCGCAUGGAAGACACCACGAUGAAGAUCGGUAUUAGGGGGAUUUUGUGUGCAGGGUAGAAGAAAUUGAGAAAAAUAUGAUAAGAGAAUUCAUUUUCUGCAAAAACAAUAAGAAUUUGAUAUUCACUCUUAUUUCCUCUUCUUCUUUUUUUCCUGUUUUUUUUUUCCUUUUUUGGAAGUAAUAGGAUGACAGGAUUAGGCGUUCGGAUAUGCUAUUAAGUAUGUCAAAUUAUUAGUGAGGUUGAUCUGAUCGAUUGAAGGGAAGAUUUUCACGCGAAACGAAAUGAUAUGAUGAGAAGCAGGAUGCGAUAUGGUAGGAUAGGAUAGUUUUAAGAGUUAGUUAAAUAUCAAAACUUGCCAAUAUAUGAUGAAAUUGCAUUUUCGUUUUUUCUUCUCCAUCUUCAUUAUUUAUUUUUCAGUCUGAAGUUACACCGUGAUUUGAUAUCAAGGUACUCGUGGAGAAUAAAGGAGAAAACGAGUACAGAGUAAAAUAUAAAGUGUGCCUUGCAAUCUAAGGUAAGGCUAAACUAGA